AUGGCCGGGUUGAGAGCGAUAUUUGAGGGACAUGUCGGAUCAGAACUGGAGCACAGCUGUGGCCACUCAAGACUUGGGUUGGACGGGAUAGCUAGUUUAGGCCUGGAUACUGUUACUAUUAUCUCCUUGUUAGUGUACUGCCUUGACCCUGCUGCGUAG
Messenger RNA from Dovyalis caffra, 159 nucleotides. The record is from the annotation of a GenBank genome assembly. Lineage: Eukaryota; Viridiplantae; Streptophyta; Magnoliopsida; Malpighiales; Salicaceae.